UCGUAUCGAAAGCAUCAGUUCUUCGCUUUUUUUACGAAUACAUCAUGGAAAAAACAUACUCGAAAACCAAUUAUUGCGUUUCUUGGAAAACCCAUUCAAAACACGUAUUCAAAUCGUUAUGCUGCUUGAUGGAACAUCAAAGUUUGGUGGAUAUCGCUAUUUGCUGUGGAAAUAAAACUCUUCAUGCCCAUAAGUGCAUACUGGCAGCGAAUAGCCAUUACUUCAAGGAUGAAUUCGAGAAGAACCCAUCCGUGGAACAGAUCGUCAUUUCUGGUUUCGACUUCGGCGUGCUGAAAUCGAUUAUUGAAUUUAUGUAUUGUGGGGAAACCAUUAUAGAAGAAGAAAAUGUGAAAUUUCUGAUUGGUGCAGCCAAACUUUUUCAAGUGAGAGGAUUAGAUACUUUAUUCUCAGAUAGGCAGGAACAUCAGCAUUUGAUUGAAGAUGUAUAUAUUCCAUAUCCGCAAUUUAUGAGUAAUAAACCGAAGUAUCCAGUGGCGUAUCACGCCCCCAAUAAUUCGCAAGUGCCAAAUGACGUUGGCUUGAAAAUUCCCGCAUUCAAUAUUAAUGAUCCAUUCAACAAAAAGAAACUGAAGCGGAAAUAUUUGAGAUCUGAGGCUGAAAAAGCUUGCGCUAAAGAAGCUCAUGCUAGCAGGAUGGCUCUGGCCCAUUUACAGAAAGAAAUCGCUACAACUUCUCAGGUGAAUUCAUUCAUUAUUGAAGAGUCUUGUACGGAAACAACUGUUGAAAAUUUCAUCCCUCACGCUGAUGAUUCAUGCAUUGAAGUGUCGAAGGCUGUACAGCCAGUACAAUUAAUUGAUUACACAGACACAGGCGCUGCCUUUAACUGUAACAACACCGUGAAUACGAAGCAGAAUCUGUUACAGUUCGGUACCGUCUCGAAUUCACAGGAAAUUAUGUCUGAUAAGUUGAAGAAUAUAUUUGGUGGAGAAUCUCAAUCUGAUAUAGAGAUAAUUUUCAAAACAAACGAUGGAAACUUCGUGACAGUCAACGAUGAAGUAUUACAGAAUAUAUCGAAAGGCGGGCUUCAGUAUCAAAUUGUGGAUGAAGAUGGACAUGUCGGAGAAAUUCAAGAUCUCAAACCGGCUACAGAGAAAAUCGACAGUCACCAAGGUAUAGAAAUGAUAAAAGAUUUCAUGAGAUCUGCGAAAAUAUCCUCCACUGCACCUCCAUCGACUUGUACAGGUAUGAUUAAUGACGAAACUAGGACUGACCAUGGUAGUAUGUCAGAAUUCAAAGCAAGAGAGCCUUCGUUGUCGAAUGCCGAUUCGGAAUUCACCGACAGAAAACCAAUCCAAUUUAUGCUGAUCGAUAAUGGAGAUUUCGACGAUGGUAUUAUAGAUACAUAUUCUCAUUCCAUCAAGAUUACAUCGGAGAAGGAGCCUUCGGAGUUGACGAAGCAUCUGAACGGUCACGAUUUCUCAACUUUCAGCGCAGUUGUCGAUAGGGAGAACUCCAUGGAUUACGACAAAUCGACAUUGAAAUUUUCACCUGAUAUAUUUUUCGCCGAUCCGUCGAAUUCGAAUAAUGAAACGUCUGAUCAGAAGUAUUCUAUAGAGAGAAGGGCCUAACGAUUAUUUUCUGUUUGUCAAGGGUUCAGAUUUUAUGUUCUAUCUUAAUUAAAAUGUUGAGUUUUGA
Messenger RNA from Coccinella septempunctata (seven-spotted ladybird), 1656 nucleotides. RefSeq lists its product as uncharacterized. Gene Ontology annotation, molecular function: protein binding. Gene Ontology annotation, biological process: regulation of transcription by RNA polymerase II. The transcript has a single exon. The coding region runs from base 45 to 1589 and encodes 514 amino acids. The record is from RefSeq and is a predicted model, not a curated record. Lineage: Eukaryota; Metazoa; Arthropoda; Insecta; Coleoptera; Coccinellidae. Gene Ontology annotation, cellular component: nucleus.